Callithrix jacchus (white-tufted-ear marmoset) is the source of this 5030-nucleotide messenger RNA. It is a transcript of the gene WDR97, whose product is annotated as WD repeat domain 97. The record is from RefSeq and is a predicted model, not a curated record. Lineage: Eukaryota; Metazoa; Chordata; Mammalia; Primates; Cebidae. Gene Ontology annotation, molecular function: protein binding.
AGUUGCUGAAAUGGAGUCAGAGGUGUGGGAGGCAAGCAACUUCUCAGAAGGCCACAGCCUAGUUCUGGAUUCAGACCUGUAUGAUGCGGACGGCUGUGAUGUCCCAGACCCCGGGCUGCUCACGGAAAAUAACGAGUUGACUUUCACGGAGCCGCCGCAGGUGCUGCCAUUUGUGACCAGCAGCCGGCGGCGGCCAAGCCUGACUCCACGCCCCCGUGCCCGCCAGCUGUGGCUGCUCUUGCGCAGCAGCCUCCACGAGGUUGUGGAAAAGGAGAAGAGAGCCGAGCUGCGCGUGGCGCGUUUGACACAUGGGCUGGAGCCACUGCGCCGCCUGGAGGUGGCAGCCGGGCUCCGCUCCGUGGCGCAGGACCCUGAAGGCGGACGCUUUGUAGUGCUGGACGGCGCGGGCCGCCUGCACCUGCACAAGGAAGAUGGCUGGGCACAGGAGACGCUGCCGGCGCCCAUCGGGCUUACAGGGCUGGUGACGGUGCUGGGCCCGUUGGGCUCCGUGGGCCGUUUUGUAGGUUGGGGCCCCGCAGGGCUGGCCAUUCUGAGACCCAACUUCAGCCUGCUGUGGCUGAGCGAGCAGGGGGUGGGCAGGGCGCGGGGUUGGGCGCCCUCCUGCUGUCUGCCAGUGCCUGACCUCAGGCUGCUGCUUGUGGCGGAGAUGGACAGCAGCCUGGCGCUCUGGCAGUUCCGCUCAGGUGGUCGCCGCUUGGUGCUGCGAGGGGCACCACUGCAUCCGCCCCUGAGCCCAACUGCCAGGCUCAUGCGUCUGGCUGUGGGGCCGACUCCUCCCCACAACGUUCUGCGCUGCUUCGCGGCCUAUGGCUCGGCCAUACUCACUUUCGAUCUGCAUGCCUGGGCUCUUGUAGAUGUGCGCCGGGAUUUGCACAAAACCACCAUCUCGGACCUGGCUUACUGCGAGGAGGUAUUGGCAAUGGUGACAGCUUCGCGGGACAGCACCGUGAAGGUGUGGGAAGCUGACUGGCAGAUCCGGAUGGUGUUCGUGGGCCACGCAGGCCCGGUGACGGCUGUGGCUGUGCUUCUGAACACGACCCUGGUGUUGUCGGCCUCGGAGGAUGGAACGCUGCGCACCUGGGACUUGCAGGCGGCGGCGCAGGUGGGCGAGGUAGCGCUGGGCUACUGGGGCCAGGACAAGCUGUCCCGGCACGUGAGCCGUCUGCUGGCCCCAGUGCGCCCUGGCUGGCCAGUGCUGUCUCUGUGCGCCAGCAGCGUGCAGCUGUGGCACGUGCGAGAGCUCUAUUCGCUGUUAGCUCAACUGCCCGCCAAGGUGCUCCACUUGCAGGUGGCGCCCGCGCUGUCGGCACCCGCACAGCCAUCGCUGCCUACGCGCAUAGUGUGCGCCUGCACCGACGGCUCGGUCUACCUCCUGUCGGCUGCCACCGGACACAUAGUAAGCGCACUGCUGCUGGAACCGGAGGACUGUGCGGCCGCCGUGGCCUAUUGCCUGCCGCGUGAGGUGCUGUGGCUGCUGACCAAGGCCGGGCACCUGGUCCGCGCCAACGCGGCACGCUGCCCCAUGUCUGUGCUCCACCGCUUGUGCCCGCCGCCGCCCCCUGCGCCGCAGCCUUGCUGUCUGCACCUGUACAGCCACCUCAGGGACCUCGGAGGCGCCUUCUCCUCCUGGGAGGUUGUGCGCCAGCACCUGAAGGAUUUGCGCCACAGCGCUGUGGCUGCCGCCUGGAAGAAUAAGAACCGGUAUCUGCCCGUGGUGGGGCACACGGACGGCACACUGUCGGUGCUGGAGUGGCUCUCAUUGAAGACUUUCUUCCAAACGGAGGCGCACAGCCCGGGCCCCGUCACCGCCAUCGCAUCUACGUGGAACAGCAUCGUGUCCUCGGGUGGGGACCUGACGGUAAAGAUGUGGCGCGUUUUUCCCUACGCGGAGGAGAGCCUGAGCCUGCUGCGCACCUUCUCCUGCUGCUACCCAGCCGUGGCGCUCUGUGCGCUAGGCAGACGCAUCACCGUGGGCUUCGAGGACCCAGACAGCGCUACCUACGGCCUGGUGCAGUUCGGCCUGGGUGACAGCCUGCGAUUAGACCACCGACCCCAGGACGACCCCACGGACCACAUCACCGGCCUGUGCUGCUGCCCAAGGCUCAAGCUGUAUGCGUGCUCCAGCCUGGACUGCACCGUUCGCAUCUGGACCGCUGAGAACAGCCUCCUGCGGCUCUUGCAGCUGAAUGGUGCUCCUCAGGCCCUGGCUUUCCGCAGCAGCAAUGGAGACCUGGUACUGGCACUGGGCUCCCGCCUCUGCCUGGUGUCCCAUAGGCUCUACCUGCCUACAUCCUACCUGAUUGAGAAGAUGUGCUGGAAGGCCCCGGACGUAGUGGACGACCCUCCCCUGCCACUAACGAGCCAGGAGUCACUGACCUCCACCCAGCUGCAAAGGCUCACCAACCUCUAUGGAUCAGCCAGUCUCAGUGAGACCUUGUCUCUCAUCCAUCGUUGGAAGGCAACAUCUCUGCGCCCGGUGCUGAAGGAGGACUUGGAUGACCUAGUGGCCCGGGACCAAGACCUUCAGCAGUUGAGACUGGGGCUGGUGGUCCCAGCAGCCCGGCCCCCACCCUCCUGGCAGCAGUGCCAGGAAGCCUUUGACAAUUACCUACGUCUGAUCUACGGCUCUGGCCUGCUGGGCAUGCAGUUCAGAAGGGAGUCCCAGCAGUGGAGCACCGGGACCCUCACAGUGGAGAGAGAGACCUGGGAUAUGUGUGCCCUACCCCAAGCUGCCCCCUGUCUUGGGCAGGCUGAGGUCAGCACUGCAGUCCAAACAGUGCCAACAGCCCUGUCCCCACAGGACCUGAGGGCCCUGUGCCAGCACUUCUCCCGGCCUCCCCAAGUCACAGUGCCUAUCCUACCCACCCACCAGAGGGUGCACAGCAAGGCAUCCCAGCUUCUGGCCCACUCCUCACUCAACCACUACUUGGGCCUCAGUCUGGAGCUGCAGCUGCAAGUGGAGUGGCUCCAAGGGAGGACGACCAUGGCCCUGGACCUGCCAUCCUCUCACGUGCAGUGCAGGAUCCCACUGUUGCCAAAGAGACGUCCCCAGGAAUCGCUCUCUAACCUCAGGGGCUUCUUUCCUGCCACCGUGCAGCCCCACAAGUACUACCCGAGGCCCAUCUGCUUCCCCGGCUGCGUGCCCAACUCUGUGGUGCUGCAGCAGAUGUGGCUGCCUGCGGAGGUCAGCGGCCUCAGAUCCCUGACUCAGCUCGCCUCCCAGAGAAAGCUCAAGUCAGGAGCAAGCCAGGAUGACCUGUGGCUGUGGCGCCCCAGGCCGUCCCAAGCCCAGUGGCAGAGGAAGCUGCUCCAGUGGCUGGGGGAUAAGCCUAGGGAGGAGGAGGAGAAAGAGGAGGAAGAGGAGGAGAAGGAGGAGCUGGACUGGGCCUUGGAUUCCCUGAGCCUGCACUCCAACCAGCAGCUGAAUUCCUGGGAACUAGAGGAUCAGAGCUCUGUGCACUGGACCCUGGAGCCCCGGUGGCGCACCUGUGAGGCUGCCAGAACCCACCUUCAUCCCUGGCACCAUCAUGGGCAUGUGCUCUUCGAUGAGCAUUAUGGGCAUCUGCCCAAAUUUCUGCGUUUCUUCAUCUACCAGACCUGGUUCAAAAAGUUAUUCCCCAUCUUCAGCCUGCAGGUGUAUCCGGAGGCGGGCACAGUGGAGGGCCUGGCCUCGAUGUUGGUGGCCCUGCUGAAGGAGACCAUGUGGGUGGACCGUGUACACAUCCUCCAGGUGCUCCUGAGACUGCUGCCCGACAUGAGCAGCGAUCUCCACGGCCAGCUGCAGGGCCUGCUCAUACACUUGCUCAACCUGGACCAGCCCCCCAGCCUCCAGGACCAGACGCAGAAGACGUUCGUGAUGCUGGCGCUGCAACUGCUCCUGGCCUGCUCCCUGGAGUCCCAGGACGUGGUGCUGGAGCUCAUGUCCUACUUCCUCUACUCCCCGGUGCACUGCCGGCCAGAGCUCAAGAAGCUGCUGCAUGGGCUGGGCCUUCAGGACCCGGAAGGCUUCCUGUUCGAGGAGAUGAUGACCUGGGCCCAGGACCCCAGCCUGGACUCCAAGGCCGCCCUGCGCACUCGCUGCUGCCAGAAACUGGAGGACAUGAUCCAGCAGCUUCAGGAGACCCCAUCGCAGGCUUCAGUGGUCUCUGGGGCACCCAGGCGUGCUUCUGUGACACCCUUGGGCACCUCCUGGUCACCCUCAAGCAUCUCCAGGAGGCUCUCAGAGGUCUCAGAGGUGCCCUUGGUGGUGGUUUCACCUGUGGAGCUGCACUCGUUAGCCCCAGAGCUCCAGGCCAAUCGGACGCUGGCAUCGGUGCACAGCUGGGGGACCCGCCGCAUGCUCUCGGAGAUGCUGCAGAGCUUCUGCCCAAAGUCCAAGGCAUACCUGCGCCCUGCUGGACCUGCUGAGCUGCCUGGAGAGCCACUGCCUCUGGAGGAGACUGACUGGUCGCACUCGCAGCUGCUGGACUUGGGUGCCAUUGAUGCGCUCAACUACUUCUGCGAGCAACUGCGGGUGCAGCCGUGGAGUGCCAUCCGGAAAGAGGCAGCACACUUGUACCCGCCAGGGCUGGACUCAGUGGUGGCGGCACCCAAUACGGUGGUGGUGGUGCCUGACACGGUGGUGCCACCACCCCAGGAGCACUGGUACCACCCUAUCCUCCGGCUGCAGGAAGCCAAGGAGCAGAGGUCUGCGAGGUCCACUAUAGGACUGAGGGGCCCGAUGCCAUCCCGGCUCUGUGCCAGCCGCACCCUGGACGGCCCCAUCCGGAUGCUGAAGCUGCCACUGCCGCGUGUGGAGCUGCAGCCUUUUUCCCCUGACUGGCCCACGCCUGCCCGCCCGCUGCCCCCGAGGCUCCUGCAGCCUGCCCUGCAGCGCUACUUUCUGCCAGAAAAUGCAGACCCUGACACCUACAGCUGACCAGGCUGGUGGCCUCAGCCCACCUGGCUCUGGGGCCUGCCAUUGGCAUUUGGCCAAGACCUGUGUCUGGAAUAAAGCCCAGAGUCUUCUG